CGACCGCCUUCCUCUCGCUUUCUCGCCACAAGUUUCGCCGAAAGGACUUUAGACUGAGCGGGGAUGGAGGUACCGAACGCCUGCUUGUGCUGUUUGCUGCUGAGCAUUUUGGGAGGAUCGACCGUUGGAUUGGAGAUAACAUCCACAGGGCUGACAUCUAUUGAGAAAGCCAGUGGCGAAAGCGUAAAACUGGUUUGCAUGUUCAAUUUAAGCCCUGUGGAUUCUGGCCCGCUGGAUAUUGAAUGGAGCCUGCUCUCCUCUGACAACCAGAAGGAAGACAAAGUGGUGAUCCUGUACUCGGGUGACAGGGCCUACGAGGACUACUAUGCCCCCAUGAAGGGUAGAGUUCACUUCAACUCUGCUGACCCCAAAAACGGCGACGCCUCCAUCAACCUGACAGACCUGAAGUCAUCGGACUCUGGCACCUACCAGUGUAAAGUGAAGAAGGCUCCUGGCAUUCGCAGCAGAAAGAUGCUGCUGAUUGUCAUGGUGAAGCCAUCCAAGCCCAGGUGCUAUGCUGAAGGACUCACACAGGAGGGUAAAGACGUUGUCCUAAGGUGUGCUUCAAACGAGGGCACCAAACCCAUGCAAUACAGCUGGGAGAAGACCAGUGACGGAAAGGUGCUGCCUGCUUCCGCUGUGAUGGACCCAAUGGGAGGUACCAUAAAUGUGAGAAACGCAUCUGCCAGCGCAUCUGGCACCUACCGCUGCACUGCCACCAACCGGGUCGGGACUGAAGAAUGUAUACUCUAUCUCAAUGUCACACCUCCUCCCAAUACUGCUGGCAUCAUUGCAGGAGCCAUAAUUGCUGUACUGCUGAUCCUCAUCAUUAUUGCCAUCAUACUCUUCUGCUGUUGCCGUGCCCGACACAGGAAGAAGUAUGAGAAGGAAAUCUGCAAUGAGAUAAGAGAGGACGUGCCGCCUCCCAAGAGUCGCGUUUCAACAGCGCGCAGUUUCACCGUGGGCAGCCAGCGCUCCUCUCUGGGCUCCAUGUCACCUUCCAACCUGCACGAGUACGCCCUCAAGCCCCAGUACGACAAGAUUCCCUCGUCGGAAGAAGACCGACCCCCGAGCCACACGCCUUUGCCCCCGCCGACCGCUCCCAGGAUGGCGGGGCCCAACCUCAGUCGCAUGGGUGCCAUCCCCGUCAUGAUCCCUGCCCAGAACAGGGACGGCUCAAUCGUUUAACGUGGCCUCCUCUUGCGAAGGGACUGUACAACAAAGGGGAGGGAAGAGAUGAAGGGAGCGGGUCAAAAACCACUGAAGAUAAAGCUGGCGCUUGCCUGACUUGCUCUUGCAUACAAAUGAGAACUUGCUCCUCCAAUGAAGACCUGACUGCUGUGGUGCUGAGAAGAGAAUUGAAUUUUACUGAAAUCACACCAGAGCACAUAGACUUUUUGGAAUCAAUCACAAUUUAGAAACAUUUAUGAAUUUGACUUCCUGGACUUUCUCGCUGAAACAUGAACUGUAGCACAGUGGUCAAUAUAGAAAUGUAUUGUGUGAGGAUGGAUUUUUUUAAUUUUAAUUUUAUUUUUAUUCCCCCGACCCCCAUAAUAUAGUUGUCCCUUGAUUUAAACAUACUGUAUGUUCAGAAAAGAUCCGGGAGCGUCUGCGCAUCAUUAUGAGUGCGUGUGUGUGUAUAUCGAACGUGUGUCUGUGUGGAUAAAUGAACAGUUCAGCCCGACAGGAUUCAUACGCUGGCCAAAUUUAUUUGGAGAAUGGGAUCUUCUGGCUGUAAAUGACAAGGAUUUGACAAAAUACGCGUAAAGAUCAAUUUUGUACAACAAUGGAAAUGAAAAUGUUUAAUAGCUCUACCGCAACUUGCAGGCUUUUGGCUCAUUUUUGUGUAAUUUCCAGCCAAAAGAUAACAAGUUCUUGGGUGUGAAUAAUUUUGGGAUUAACUGUUGUAUGUACAGUAUGUAUGUCUGAAUUCGUAAAAUGUAUAGCACAUUUUUGUUUUGUUUUUCACAAUUUCUUGACUUUUUUUGGUUUUUGUUUUAGCAAAAGAGUCUUUACUAGCUUCCGGCUAACUUUCAAUUAAAAUGAUGACUAAAUGAGAUACUAUGAGCUUUGGAAAAUUACAAACACUAAUACAAAGGAUCCCAGUCCGUUCUAGGUUACUAUGUUUUUUUGUUGUUGUUUUUUUAAAUGGCCGAUCUGAAAAGGGAAGGGUCGCAAUUGGCUCUCGGUGAGUGGGGGUUCAAGCGUCGUUACUGUGUGAUUGGUUGGAUUACUGCGUCUUGAACAAGCUUAAAAAACAAUACUGUUUUCAGCCCCCCUCAACACAAGCACACACACACAUUUACCUCCUCCAGAACCUUCAGAGAAGGGGGGAGGUGGACAACGAGGUUCACUGAGCAAUUAGCUUUGAAUGUGUUUGAUGACCAAAGGACCCUAACCCCUCUGGCCAGCAGCACACACACACACACACACACACACGCACACACACUGUGUGUAUUAGCAGACCGGUCUUCAUUUAUCAUCUGUUGCAGUAGCAGCCCCCCCAAUCUGUGUAAUCCUCCUUAUGCGCAGUUUCAUUCCAAAGAGCGAGGGUCUUGAUUAACCUUCUCGCCACGCUCAAUAUGUAACCAGUCAUGGCUUCUGUAGCGUGAAUUGAGCUAUUUUAAUGAAGCAUGCGCACCCUCGGAACGCUCACCGCUAAGAGAGGAAAACCCGUGGUAAGAUUACAGCAGGAUUUGUAUCCACUUUGGUUUAAGCCCACAUGCAACAAUAUAUAUGAAUGCCAGAUGAAUAUAAGUGGCCGUUCUGGUAGGAAAGUUGGAAUGCUUAAGAGGGCAAAUAGUUUACUUUCUGCUCCAGAGCCUUAUUGUGUUCCUUCUUUUAAGAACCUUCUGCUUUGCACAGCCCUGACAGCCGGCUUCUGUUGUGCCUUGUUGUCCCAGUUGUAGCACAUCCACACCACUGUGGUCACUUACGUGUACUAGCAUCGUCCUCAACGGCCGCUGUGGUCCACAAUAUAAUAUUCUCUCCACCGCUAAUGCUGCUCAAGUGUAGCAUUUCUAAUGUCCACUCUGUGCAUACAACAUUAAACAGGUUUCUCAUUUUUACUUUCCCAAAUGUGUUUUUAUUGUAUUUUUUUUUUUUUUUUUUAAGUG
Molecule: messenger RNA, 3116 nt
Organism: Phycodurus eques (leafy seadragon)
Lineage: Eukaryota; Metazoa; Chordata; Actinopteri; Syngnathiformes; Syngnathidae
Gene: cxadr
Product: CXADR Ig-like cell adhesion molecule
Exons: 7
Coding region: 64-1188 (374 amino acids)
Biological process (GO): homotypic cell-cell adhesion
Cellular component (GO): bicellular tight junction; intercalated disc; basolateral plasma membrane
Molecular function (GO): cell adhesion molecule binding
Source: RefSeq, a predicted model, not a curated record